Perognathus longimembris pacificus (Pacific pocket mouse) is the source of this 1561-nucleotide messenger RNA. It is a transcript of the gene Ralb, whose product is annotated as RAS like proto-oncogene B. The transcript is spliced from 5 exons. Gene Ontology annotation, biological process: Ras protein signal transduction. Lineage: Eukaryota; Metazoa; Chordata; Mammalia; Rodentia; Heteromyidae. Gene Ontology annotation, cellular component: plasma membrane. The record is from RefSeq and is a predicted model, not a curated record. Gene Ontology annotation, molecular function: GTPase activity; GTP binding; GDP binding. The coding region runs from base 150 to 770 and encodes 206 amino acids.
GGCUGGGGACGGCCUGGGUCGGGCCCCAGGAGUGGGCGGGGCGCAUUUAAGAGCUGCCGGCCUGGUGCUUUCGGCUGAGGCGGCGCGAGACCGGUCCCAGCUGUCCAACUGGGUCUUCUGUCUUCCUAUCACCACCUCAGAACAGCAGGAUGGCUGCAAACAAGAGCAAGGGCCAGAGUUCCUUGGCUCUUCACAAGGUCAUCAUGGUUGGCAGUGGCGGAGUGGGCAAGUCAGCCCUGACGCUCCAGUUCAUGUACGAUGAGUUUGUAGAGGACUAUGAGCCUACAAAAGCUGACAGCUACAGAAAGAAAGUGGUUCUGGAUGGAGAAGAGGUCCAAAUAGACAUCCUAGACACUGCUGGCCAAGAGGACUAUGCUGCCAUCCGAGACAACUACUUCCGGAGUGGGGAGGGCUUCCUCCUCGUGUUCUCCAUCACCGAGCACGAGUCUUUCACAGCCACUGCUGAGUUCAGGGAGCAGAUCCUCCGGGUCAAGGCUGAAGAAGAUAAGAUCCCUCUGCUGGUCGUGGGAAACAAGUCUGACUUGGAGGAGCGGAGGCAGGUGCCCAUCGAGGAGGCCAGAGGCAAGGCAGAAGAGUGGGGCGUGCAGUACGUGGAGACGUCAGCUAAAACACGUGCCAAUGUGGACAAGGUUUUCUUUGACUUGAUGAGAGAAAUCAGAGCAAAGAAGAUGUCAGAAAACAAAGACAAGAAUGGCAAGAAGAGCAGCAAGAACAAGAAGAGCUUUAAAGAAAGGUGUUGCUUGCUGUGAGGGCAGGGCCAGGGUGGCAGAUGGAGCCCAUGGUUGCUAAGGACGCAGGACUGGGCUGGCGAGCAGAAGACACUAGCUGGCUCUACCUGUGUGUUCUGCUUUCCCAAACCUUACUCACCUGUACUUCUUUAAAUGGGGACAAACACUUGUGAAUUGGUGACUAGCAGAAGACAUAAGUCAGCUUCUUUUGGAGCUUUGGAGUCUCCACAUUCCCUCCCCUCUUUGGUCCUCCCUACAGCUUAACUGGGUGUACCAGUGAUCGAGGAGAAAAGGUCUUGUCUGAGUAUCUUUUUUCCCCUAGGAUUCAUUUUUUUUUUGCUUGGCUGGUGCUCUGCUACUUGAGCCAUGCCUCUAACCUGGCUUUUGCUGGUUAUUUUAGAGGUAGAGUCUCGAGGACUUCUUUGUUUGUCCUAGCUUCAAACAGUGGUCCUCCAGAUCUCAGCCUAUUAACUAGGCAUGCGCCCCCAUGCCUAGCUUUUCCACUAGUUUUUAAAAUGUUACCCUUCCUCUUUUGCUUUGCAAUAAAAGUGUCUUUUUAAAAAAUUAGAUUUUGGAAGUGGGUAUGAGGUAAGAUCCUCCUAUUACUCUAUCCAGUUUAUCAAUAGCACUCAGAAAAGUCCAUUCAACCUUGAUGAUGCUGAAGAAUCCUGGAGCUUUUGAUAGCUUCUUGCAAUGCCCUGUGAACCUGAAGCAAAGCUGGACCAAUGAACUUGAAUUGGGGCCAUAUGGACUAACACCAUGUUUAUAACUCUUCUUUACAUAUGAAAAAUGCAAAUUGCUUUCUUUAUACC